CUUGAACGGAUCAUGACUGUUUAUAAAUGAGCUCAGAAAAUUUGCUCGAGUAAAGCAUGAUACUUUAUAAAGAAUUUGACAGCAAGGAGUAUGUGAACGAAAUGCGGAGGACACCGGUUUGAUAGACCCCGACAAACCGAACAACUGCUCGAAUAAGCAAGCAACUCCGGUCUGUGUUUUCGAACUUUCAAUGAAUCCCUACAUGAUCAAUGGCUCAUCAACAGCACAACCGUCGCCUCAACAACAGAUAAUUGGUGCUGCAACGACCCAUGUCACCGAAGCCGAUCAAACAAGCGCUGACAUUCCUCGAGCCAAACGUAGCCGAGCCAAACGUAGCUGCGAUUUAUGUCGAAAACGAAAAACUCGGUGUAAUGCGGACGUCGUUCAACCAUGUAAUACGUGCCAAAGCGCCGGGGUCCAAUGCGAGUUUCUCGUGGAACAAAAGAAACGAGGCCCCAACGCUCGCAACUAUGUCGGUACAUUGGAAAGCCGGUUAAAACGGCUUGAAGGGUUAUUGCAAAAGGCACAAAGUUCGGAGCCCCAUACGGAAACUGUACAGGGAUUAGCUUCUACUACUAAUGGCGCUACCGCAACUGAUAAAGCAUUACCACAAGAGCAGCCGCAACAACCACAGCAACAGCAACAGCCUACACAGCACGAUAGUUCAUCAGGCAGCAGAAGUUCGAGUAACUCACCACCACCAGUUGGCGAAGACUUUAUGGCAGAUUGCAUCGAUGAAAACCGUUUAAGCAACAGUCAAAUUUCAACCACAUCAGCAGGAACAGGAGCAGCGCCUUCACUCAACCAUGUUUGCAAAUCGCUAGAUGCAGCAGAAGGGCCUACGAUAAAGCACACAUGCGGCGAGCUUUUGUCUGUAGAUCCGUCUUUAGAGCUUGUGGAGCAUUUAAACCAAUUACAGCUGAGCGAUUAUGAACGGACACGAUACAUCGGUGGGAGCGCAGGAUACCAUAUGAUAGACCAACAUCUGUUCAAAAAGAAUUGGCGACAUCGCAUCCGAUCACAUCCAAACUGGGUUGUACAAAAAGUGAACGACGAUGACACGGAACAUGUAAUUAUUAAAGCCGAAGAAAUGCGACACAUGCCAACGAUGAUGGCUGGAAAACACGCUCUGUUACGAUUCAGUUAUUUACAGGAUAUACCAUCGAUCACCCCUGAAUUGGUCGAUUGCAUGAUCCAUGCGUUUUUCAAUCAUAUCCAUCCACAUUGUCCAAUUCUCAACAAGGUGUCGUUUCUGGAACAGUACUAUUUCCAAAAUCCACACGAGCCCGAUGAAUAUCUUCUUUACGCAAUAUGUGCUGUAGCCACGCAAUUUCUAUCCAUGGAAGACGAUCUCGUAACUGGAACGACGGUAAGCCGCGAAACUGUCGUAUCAGUUCGAAAUAAUUUACGAGAAAGAGCAAACAAGAUCCUUGAAGUGGUGUACAAACGAUCCCAAAUAUCAACAGUGCAAACGCUUAUUCUGCUUUCGAUGUUUGUGUCGAUGGCUCAAGAUGACGACGAUGAUUCUGUUCACUGGUUUAUUACUGGCACAGCUAUUCGUAUGGCACAAGAUCUUGGGUUACAUCGUAGCUCCACACGGUGGCUAUUACCAGAACACGAAAUCGAAUUACGACGUCGAAUAUGGUACGCAGUUUACGUCAUGGACAAGUGGAUUGCAGCAGAGCUUGGAAGGCCAGUUGCGAUAUUGGACGAAGAGUUCGAUGUAGAACUCCCCUCGGUAUACGAGAUUACAUCGAUCUAUCACUCCGAAUUAAGAGAUGCCCAGUUACGACACAUGAAGCCCGCUCUUUUACUUGAUGCCGAGACUGCUUUAAAGGAGAAACGACCCGUUUAUGCAGCAUUUUUGCACAUGAUAUCGCUGGCACGAACACUUGGUCAAGUACUAGUAUCACUGUAUUCGCCAAAAAUGCAGUAUGCUGCACGACGUAACAUUUACCUUGUUGACACGCUCAAUAUGGCACUCACGAGGUGGAAAAUGUCCGUCCCACCCGAUCUUCAGUGCGAGGAUAACAAACCCGAUAAGGCAUUUCCCAAUGGAGGGAUGAUGCAUAUCUUCUACAACUGCGUUGUAUUACUUCUCCAUCGUCCAUUUAUUAUGGAUCAAGAUUCGGCGAAUAUUAAUCACGCACUACAGUCACUAAGUACAUGCACCGCAGCAGCAAUCAACAUCAUUGACACUGUAGAGGCAUUGGAGAAUAUGGGUGUCAUCUGUAUGCCUUGGUGUAUGGUUGGAUAUGCGACUUUCCAAGCUGCCAUCGUCUUCCUUUUCAAUGCUAGGAGCGAUAAUGCAUUUAUUCGUCGGCAAGGUGCCAAAAACUUGAUGCGUUGUGCAUGGGCAUACAAAAAGGACGAGUGUAUGAGCAGGAGCCGAACUUCUAAUGUACUCUGUCAGCUUGCUCGGCGAUUCUGCGUACCUAUCGUUGCAGAAGAAACAGAAUUAACAGCGAAUGAGUUGUGUAAUGAUUACAGCUCUGGCAUUGAUCGCUCAAGGAAACGUGAUUAUGAGGGAGACAGCGUUACAUCUCGACGUUCAAGUUCUGAUAAGCAACCAAGAACAGCACUGGGAUUUGGAAACACGAGCGAAGAGGCUAUAUACUACACCUCGCUUCCACGGGAGAUGGGAUUUUCUACCAACAGCACCUCUGCAUCAUCAGAAAAUCUCGAAAACAGCGAUGCUUCAAUACCAAAGAAUAGCAGUAGCUCACGAUUGCCACUACAUGACCAUUCUUGUUGCACUCCAGCAAACACGGCGAAUACUAUUAUGGACAUGUUUUACCCGACUGAGGAAGGCAGUGCAAAGAAUGGUUCAGCGACGUCAGCACAAUCGCAACAGCAACCGGGAACAGAGCCUUUGUCGUCGACGACAGCAACGACUGCUGCGCCUAACCACGACAGUUGUAGCUAUACUGCUAACGAAUCGUUCUCGCAGCAGCCAGAAGGAACACCCCCUCAACAGCCACAGCCCGUUGAUAGUGAACAACGGCAACAGCAGUUAUCUAAUAAUAUGCCCUCAGCUGUGGGUAAUAUACAACAAGAUAUAGAUUCUUUGCUUAUGGGUCAUUCACAGCAACAACCUCAUCAGCACCAAAAUGGCAGCACAGAUACAAGUUUUCCAUUUGAGGCACCAUCAAGUUCGAUAUUAAAUCAACCGAUUGGCUCACAGUUUGACCUUGCUAGUCUAGCGUCAGAUGUUCCAAUGUGGAACUUGCCUAGUGGUGUCACUUGGAGCGAAUGGGACUCACUGUUGAACGAUGCGAAUGCAGAACAAGUUCAUCACCACCACGAUCAACAGCAACAACAGCGAUAAAAUAAUAAUAGAAAGGA
Zychaea mexicana is the source of this 3345-nucleotide messenger RNA. RefSeq names its product fungal-specific transcription factor domain-containing protein. The transcript has 8 exons. NCBI's taxonomy places the organism in Eukaryota, Fungi, Mucoromycota, Mucoromycetes, Mucorales, Lichtheimiaceae. The coding region runs from base 191 to 3328 and encodes 1045 amino acids. Gene Ontology annotation, molecular function: DNA binding; DNA-binding transcription factor activity, RNA polymerase II-specific; zinc ion binding. Gene Ontology annotation, biological process: regulation of DNA-templated transcription; DNA-templated transcription. The record is from RefSeq and is a predicted model, not a curated record.